Ylistrum balloti is the source of this 1830-nucleotide messenger RNA. RefSeq lists its product as uncharacterized. The transcript has a single exon. Lineage: Eukaryota; Metazoa; Mollusca; Bivalvia; Pectinida; Pectinidae. The record is from RefSeq and is a predicted model, not a curated record. The coding region runs from base 1 to 1830 and encodes 609 amino acids.
AUGGAGCAUACCCGCCCACCCCCAGAAUUAGACUUUUCGGCGUCUGAGGGAAAUCUCCCAGAAAAAUGGAGAAAAUGGGAACAAUCCAUGCGACUAUAUUUAGAUAUAGCGAUGUCAGAUAAAUCUGAAAAGGAAAAAUGUAGUGCAUUCCUAUACAUAAUAGGACAAGACGGAAGGGAAAUUUACAACACUUUCACAUUCACAGAGGAAGAAAAAGACAAAAUUGAAGUUUUAAUAAACAAAUUUAAGUCUUACUGUGCCCCGAGGGAAAACAUAACUGUGUGGCGACACAGAUUCUACACACGUACACAAGGUAAAACAGAAACUAUUGAUGAAUACGUGACCGAACUACGCAUUAUUGCAAAAAACUGUAAAUUUGGUACACUGGAAGAUGAAAUGUUACGCGAUCGUAUUGUCUGUGGUGUAUUUUCAGAAAAGGUAAAAGAACGACUUUUGAGAGACAAUCAACUCACACUUGAAAGGGCCGUAUCUGCUUGCAGAGCCAGUGAGGAGUCACAACAAAUGUUAAAAAAUCUAAACACAGAAGAAGUCAACGCGGUACACAAAAAUCAUCGUGAUAAACAAAACAGACCCCCCAACGAACGUUAUACAAAUAGACCAACACAGAGUGCAAGGGGAGGUAACAAGAAACAGUCAGUCAGGGGAGACAACUCCAACCACAGCAAACAACAUGUAAAACAAAAACUAUUUCAGUGUGGACGUUGUGGCACUAAACACGGAUAUCGGAAAUGUCCAGCAUUUGGUCAAAUAUGUGAUAAAUGUAAGGGAAUGAAUCAUUUCGCUCGACAGUGUAAAACUAAAGUGGUACACGCGAAUGAGGCAGUGGACAUGGAAGGAUUCGAAGACUUGUUCAUUGGUGCAGUACAUAAUCACAAAACAGAGGUUGGAACUAAUGAAGCUUUCGCAAAUCUCAACAUCAAUGGAACAAAUGUCAGGUUCAAAUUAGACACGGGCUCCCAGGCCAACAUUAUAUCGGACAAGUUGUUUAACUGUCUAAAUGUAGAACCAAAAAUCAAAUUAUCGGGCACGGCAACGCGACUAUCGAGCUACACUGGCAACAAAAUACCCAUAAAGGGGAAGUGUAGGUUCCAAUGCCUAAAUGAAAACGUUGAAUUCUACGUCGCAAGGGAAGACACAGUCCCAUUACUUGGAUUCAAAUCAUGUCAAGACCUUGGGCUAGUAAAAGUGGUCAUGAUGACUGAAAAGGUUACUGAGCCGUCAGUGGAUAAACAGGACCCUACUAGCAAGUUUCUGGAAAUAUUUAAAGGAUUAGGUUGCCUUAAGGAGCCAUACACCAUCAAAGUUGACAAAAGUGUAACACCGGUUGUAAACCCACCACGUAAAAUCCCUGCAAAUCUACGCGACAAAUUAAAAAUCACACUCAACGAAAUGGAGAAAAAUGGUGUCGUGAGAAAGGUUGAUGAACCCACUGACUGGGUCAGCUCCAUAGUGCUAGUGGAAAAGCCCAAGUCAGGCAAGUUAAGAGUGUGCCUCGACCCGAGGAAUUUGAACAAGGCCAUAAAGCGUGAACAUUUUGAGUUACCAACAAUUGAAGAUAUCACAACGCGAAUGUCAGGUGCUAAAAUCUUUACUAAGCUCGAUGCCAACAGUGGUUAUUGGCAAAUCCCUCUAGAUGAGCCUAGCCAACUCUUGACAACCUUUAAUACACCUUUCGGCAGGUACUGUUACCUACGCAUGCCGUUUGGCAUAAAGAGUGCGCAAGAAGUUUUUCAGAAGCGUAUAGCACAACAUUUCGAUGACAUUGAAGGUGUCGAAGUGGACAUAGACGACAUACAUCGGAAAGGAUAA